Pistacia vera is the source of this 1505-nucleotide messenger RNA. Its product is annotated as ATP-dependent Clp protease proteolytic subunit-related protein 1, chloroplastic-like. The transcript is spliced from 9 exons. Gene Ontology annotation, cellular component: endopeptidase Clp complex. Gene Ontology annotation, biological process: protein quality control for misfolded or incompletely synthesized proteins. Gene Ontology annotation, molecular function: ATPase binding; ATP-dependent peptidase activity; serine-type endopeptidase activity. The record is from RefSeq and is a predicted model, not a curated record. Lineage: Eukaryota; Viridiplantae; Streptophyta; Magnoliopsida; Sapindales; Anacardiaceae. The coding region runs from base 65 to 1222 and encodes 385 amino acids.
AUCAUCUACACAGAAAUUACUUCAAUCGUCUUCCAAACUAAAAAACCUCAAACUCGUCUUUCUCAUGGCUACCUCUCUGUUUUCUCCACUUUCAUCACUCACCAAAGAGCCACCGGGUCCUACACCCGCCCUUCCCAAAUCUUCGUUUCUCUCCAACACCAAGCUCUUUAACUUCACGCCUUCUUCAAGAACAAAACUCAGAGUUGAAAGAUGCCAUAUCACUCCCCGUGCGGAGUCGCUGGACCACAUUCCCAAGCAGUUCAGGGAACAAAAUCUCAAGGAUGGAUUGAUGGACAACUACAAGAAUGUUCCUCAGUAUCUUUACGGCCUUAGUGCUUCACAGAUGGACAUGUUCAUGACAGAAGAUAACCCUGUACGCCGGCAAUGUGAAAGAGUUACUGAGGAAAGCAUUUCUUCAGCCCAAAACUAUUUGAAUAAUGGGGGUAUGUGGAGUCUGUCUGACAUGAAUGAUAGGGGUCCUUCAAAGUACAGUAUGAGUGUGAGCAUGUAUCGCGGAGGGGCCCGAGGAUAUGGAAGACCCAGAACUGCACCUCCUGAUUUGCCUUCUUUGCUUCUAGAUGCUCGGAUAUGCUAUCUUGGAAUGCCGAUUGUACCUGCAGUAACUGAGCUUCUGGUUGCUCAGUUUAUGUGGCUGGAUUUUGAUAAUGCUACAAAGCCUAUAUAUCUAUACAUUAAUUCUUCUGGGACACAGAAUGAGAAGAAGGAGACUGUUGGAUCUGAAACUGAGGCAUAUGCUAUAGCUGACGCAAUGGCUUACUGCAAAUCAGAUGUCUACACUGUGAAUUGUGGAAUGGCUUAUGGUCAAGCAGCAAUGCUUCUCUCUCUUGGGACAAAGGGUUAUCGUGCUCUACAGCCAAAUUCCUCAACAAAACUUUACUUGCCUAAAGUCAACAGGUCAAGUGGAUCUGUCAUUGAUAUGUGGAUUAAGGCCAAAGAGCUAGAUGCCAACACUGAAUACUACAUCGAGCUAUUAGCAAAAGGAACAGGGAAAUCGAAGGAAGAAAUUGCUAAAGACAUCCAGCGACCUAAAUAUCUACAAGCACAAGAAGCAAUAGAUUUUGGCAUUGCAGACAAGUUAAUCAACGCAAGGGAUACAGCUUUUGAAAAACGGGAUUACGACAAGCUUCUUGCUCAGUCAAAAGCCAUGAGGAGGGCCGCAGGAGGGGCAGGUCCGCAAGCAGCUCCUUCCGGGUUUAGGUGAUUACUGAUUACAAAGCUGUAAUAUAUGAUACUUAAUAUACAUGGAAUAGAUUUAAGCUCGUCAAAUCUUCAUUUCCAUAUGGGAUGCAUCGAGCCAUUGGCUACAUGUGGCGCUUCUGCUGAUCUAUAGUAAUGAUGCAGACAAUAAUGGUGUCUAUUCCGAAUUUCCGAUUAGUAAGCAUGUAGCUUCUUCAGUUUCUAAAUGCUGUAUACGAUGUAUUUGGAAAAUGGGUUAAGCUAAAUUUUUCUACCAAAAACUUUUGAAAGGUGAUUCUUACGUUGCU